AUGGGACCUUUGGAUCUCUGGAGCCUCCUGCUGUUGUUGCCGCUGCUACCCCCUAUCCUGCCCCUGCCCCUCGGGGGGAACCUGCACAGCCCAGCGCCGUCGGAGUGCUACCAGGUGAAUGGGGCGGACUACCGAGGCCGCCAGAACCGCACGGGGCCCCGCGGCAGUGGCCGGCCCUGCCUCUUCUGGGACCAGACGCAACAGCACAGCUACAGCAGCAGCAAGGAUCCCCAGGGCCGCUGGGGACUCGGCGCGCACAACUUCUGCCGGAAUCCAGAUGGAGAUGUACAGCCUUGGUGUUAUGUCGCGGAAACAGAGGAAGGGAUCUACUGGCGAUACUGCGACAUCCCCACAUGCCACAUGCCGGGCUACUUAGGCUGUUUUGUGGAUUCCGGGGCUCCCCCAGCUUUGAGUGGCCCCAGUGGUACCUCCACCAAACUCACAGUACAGGUCUGCCUGCGCUUCUGUCGCAUGAAGGGAUACCAGCUAGCUGGGGUGGAGGCAGGCUACGCUUGUUUCUGUGGCUCGGAGGGGGACCUAGCCAGGGGACGCCCAGCCCCAGCCACAGAUUGUGACCAGAUCUGCUUCGGCCACCCGGGACAAUUGUGCGGUGGAGACGGGAGGCUGGGCAUCUACGAAGUGUCCGUGGGCUCCUGCCAGGGGAAUUGGACUGCCCCCCAGGGUGUCAUCUACUCCCCGGAUUUUCCUGAUGAGUACGGCCCAGACCGAAACUGCAGCUGGAUUCUAGAUCCACCAGGAUCUGCUUUGGAACUCACCUUCCGCCUCUUUGAGCUGGCUGACUCUGGAGAUCGGCUGGAGUUUCGGGAUGCUAGUUCCGGCAGGCUACUGAGGGACUUUGAUGGGACAAGGCCACCUCCCCCUGGGCCCCUGCGCCUUCCUACAGCUGCCCUCCUGCUUACCUUCCACAGCGACCCCCGAGGCCAUGCCCAGGGCUUCGCCCUCACCUACCGAGGGCUUUGGGAUCCUCUUGAGGACAUGGGAUCCCCUCAAAGCUUGGCCCAGACCUUGCCAGUCCCCAUGGAUGGAGCUAACUGCAGCACUGGGCCUGGGGAUCCGGACCCUGGAAUAGGGGCCGGGGUCUUCUACGGGGUGACGGUGGUGUCUGUUUUGCUUCUCGUCCUCUUCUCCUUCUACCGUCUGCUGCGGAAACGGAGCUGUAUGCUGGCACCAGGGAAGGGGCUGAUGGGGCGACUACUGGUGCUGGGGCCUGUCAGGGGAGCUGGGAGAAGCUGGGUCGUCUGGUAUCGCCGUCCCCGUGGGGUAGCUGUCCCCUGUACCACUGGAGACCCUACACCUGAGGGUCCAGCUCUGGGCUACCGGCCCCUCAGUGCCUCCAGUCAGAGCUCCCUACGAUCCCUCAUCUCGGCGCUCUGA
Gracilinanus agilis (Agile Gracile Mouse Opossum) is the source of this 1395-nucleotide messenger RNA. RefSeq names its product kringle containing transmembrane protein 2 (gene KREMEN2). Lineage: Eukaryota; Metazoa; Chordata; Mammalia; Didelphimorphia; Didelphidae. The transcript is spliced from 9 exons. Gene Ontology annotation, cellular component: plasma membrane. The record is from RefSeq and is a predicted model, not a curated record. Gene Ontology annotation, biological process: multicellular organism development. Bases 1 to 1395 code for a protein of 464 amino acids.